GAGCUUCUACUGGUUAAAAGAUACAAUUGCAGAAUAUUCAGAUUGUAUGAGAAAAGUGUUUCAUGAAAUAGUGUUUUGAAUAGUAAUGCGUACCGAUGUUUUCGCGUGACACCUUUAAUGUUGUGAACAACCUCUUUGGGCACCUGGGAAGUCGCUGUCGCACAAUUUGUUGACGAGGUAUUAAUGCGUCGGAGAAGAAAGUCAGGAACCAACUUUGCAAACUAACGUCAGCAGGUAAUUCAGUUUAAAUACAAACGUGAGCUGAUGGUAGCUUCACCUGGAGCUACACAACACACAGUCUACAUUAGGACCACGUCAGGUUUCUUGUGCUGGCAAUGGGGGACAUGAAGACCCCGGAUUUUGAUGAUUUGCUGGCAGCUUUUGACAUUCCCGACAUUGAUGCCAAAGAGGCCAUUCAAUCAAGUCCAGAGGAGGACCAGGAUGAAGAAGAGGGAGAGAGUGGGUCUUCCUCGUGCUUCCCCUGCCCUCCUGCCUCACACAGUGACCUCCCUGUGGUCAGUGUUAUUGUGAAGAACACAGUACGAUCUGAGUCCAUGGAAGAGGAGAAGUCUCAGAGCGAUAUAACUGUCACAGUGCAGGACCUCACCUCACAGUUUGGUCCAAAAAAGCCUGCAGAUGCCCCUGUGGAGCCACAGAUUGCCAAUGGCUUCGAGGGAUCUGUCCACGGGGACCAGGGACAGUCCAAUGCAGAGCCAUGGCACCCUUGUUCAUCGUUGAUGAAUGCUUCUAAGGGAAAAAAUGUUAAAGGAGCUGAGGUUGGAUUGGUCCAACACGUGACUGAUGUCAUAAAAAGUUUGAAACCCCUGCCCUAUCUCCAGUCUUCGACUAGGGCUGGUCCUAACUCCUCAACCACCCCCUCCCCACACCCAGGCAGUCCUGACCUUCCUCAACCCUCACCUAAAAAGGACACAACUUGUCUCCUCAGUAAUCCAUCAUCUUCCCCUUCGUCACAAAAUGGGAGUAUUAAGGCUGGAUUUAAACAUGUUAUGCACUCGGAUGAAGAUGACUCAGAACCAGACUUUGGAAGUCCGCUGGUGAUCCAGGAGAGCCCAGAAUCUGUAAUGUCCUCCCCUCCAAAAUUUAAAUACAGAGCCAAACUACAGUCUGAGCUUCUUGGGUCUCCUGAAUCCCUUCCCUGUAUUGUCUCAACGUCUUAUCGUCCUCUGCCUUCUCUUGCACCUGCAACACCUAAACCCAAACUUGAGGAGCAGGGGCCACCUACCACCCUCGGUUGUCUCUCCAAAGCUCCUCAACCACAGAGUCCCCAGGACUGCCUCCCCUCUCUCAGCACAGGCUCUGCAUCAGUCCAAGAGGAUAAAUACCCAGAGCAUGUGAUUGAUGAACGAGACUCACCUGAGAGCCCACCGCCCAGCGAGACAGGUCUUGUAGUCCCCAAGAGAUGCAGAACUCCGGAUUCGGCCCAAGCAACAGCAAACCACAAGGACUUGGGUCACGAAGAGGAUAUCAUGGAAGAUGAUCCCAAAGAAGAGGACAAGUCAGGUGAGGAGCUGAGUGCAAAGGGGGCUGGAGAUGAGGAGAAUUUAAACGAGGAGAGCUGUGAGGGUCCUGGGUCUGCUCGCGCUGCAGACACAUUUUCAUCUCAAUUGCGUCCUCUCAAAGUUAAAAUCAAAAUGCCUCCAGGUAGCAUGGCAAAGACUGUUGGCCCUAAAAAAAGUGGGAAAACUAUCCCCAAGGGUGUGAAUAGUUCAAAACCUUCACUAGAGCGUCACAACACAAGAUCCAAGAGGGAGUUUUCGCAGCAGACUCGGUUGCCUGCAAUCGCGAUGCUCCAGGAUGCCUGUGCUGCAACGCUGGAAGGUGCCAGUAUGGUCAAAGAAAAAAACGCACUGGACGCCAAGCCUAAAGUUUCCCCAACAGCUGUUAGCAUCACCAAAACUGCAGCCCUGCCUACCAUCUCCGUCGCCACUCCGAGGGUCAGCCCGGGUGGGAUCAACACUCGCAGCCUGGGUCAUAAAGCUCUGAACAGUGGGAUGACACUUCCUGCACCUUCACCUUUGCUUACGCCUCAAAGUAGCAGCAGACCAGCCUCAAUAGUUAACAGUACUGGGGCAAUCAUAUCCAAGACUCAGACCAACCUGGUAGAAGCUUUCAACAAGAUCCUCAACAACAAGAACCUCCUGCCCAGUUAUAAACCAGAUCUCAGCUCACCGCUUCCUGCAGAGUGGGACCUUCCUCUACCUGCACAGGGUUACCGCUGUUUGGAGUGCGGUGAUGCCUUUGCCUUGAAGCAGAGCUUGGCGCGGCACUACGAUCGUCGCUCGCUCAGGAUUGAGGUGACCUGUAAUCACUGCGCCAAACGGUUAGCCUUCUACAACAAGUGCAGCCUGCUGUUGCAUGCCAGAGAACACAAGGAGAGAGGCCUGAUCAUGCAGUGUUCACACCUGGUCAUGAAACCUGUUCCAGUGGAGCAGAUGAUUGGCCACCAGGAACCCACGGCAACUGGAUCAUCAUCAUCAUCCUCUUCAGGCCAGGCCACCCCAGCACCCAUGCCACAUCAAGUAGUAUCCAAGAAGAAAGCAGAGGCCCUGCAGUACAUCAGUAAUAAAUGUUCCGAGUGUCAGGCUCAGUUUCAUAGCAAAGAAGAAGUGGCCGAGCAUUUCCAAGAAAUCAAACCAGCACAAACCUCUUCGUGCACAGAGUGCUCUCCUCCAAUGCUUCUGCCAAACAGCUGCAGCUCUGCAGCUCAUCAACGCAUCCACCAAGGCAGUCCUCCACACGUCUGCCCAGAGUGUGGUGGCACAGCCAAGCAGCCGCUAUUUCAGACACACCUCGACGAGACCUGUUUACACUUUGCCCGACGCAUUGGAUACAGAUGUUCCAGUUGCCUGGUGGUGUUUGGGGGGCUUAACUCGGUGAAGUCUCACAUUCAACAGGCUCAUUGUGAUAUGUUCCACAAAUGCCCCAGCUGUCCUAUGGCUUUUAAAUCUGCUCCCAGCAUACAGAACCACAUUAGUUCCCAACAUCCAGCGGUCACUGAAGGACAGACUAUGUCAAUAUAUAAAUGUGUCAUGUGUGACACGGUUUUUACAAACAAGUCUCUGCUGUACGUCCACUUUGACACUCAUUUAACCAAUCAAAAGGUGCAUGUGUUUAAAUGCCCUGAGUGCACCAAGUUAUUUUCUCAGAGGAGUUCCCUUCUGGAUCAUUUCAAGACCCAUAAGACUCUCACGUUAAAACAAGAGGUACCUUCACCUCCAGCUGCUUCCUCUCGUUCGCGGCCCUCGGUGAAGUUGGAGAGCUCCGAUAGAGAGGAGUGGAUGGAUGAAGAGAAAGUGAAGACUGAGAGGAUGAAGGCCCCCUCCGGGUGGAAGUGUGCACCUUGCCAUGCACGCUACACAGACCGGGAAGACUACAUUAAGCACAUGGCUGAACAACAUAGCAAGAAUCUGAAGAAGUUUCCUUGUAACAAGUGUGAGAGCUCCUUCACCACCACUUCCAGUAUGAGACGUCACAUCAGAGACAAACACAAAGUAAUGAACCGUUGCUUUCGCUGCCAGUUCUGUAGUGAGGGUAAGAAAACAUUCAGCAGCAGAGCGACGUUGGAGAAACAUGUUCAGCAAAGACACAGCAUGGAACCAGAGAGCCAGAACACACAGCUAGCAGGCAGAGAUGAGGCCGACAGUUCCUCAGAACAGGACGGUAGUUUGUCGGCUGGCCGGAGAGGAGCAGUGACGAUGGAGCAGGAUGAAGAGUCCACAGACGGAGCGAGUCCAGUGAAGAAGUCACGGUCCUCCUCCUCUGCCCCAAUCUACCUUCCCGAGUCUGGGUUCCGCUGCUCCCCCUGUGGCUUCACCUCGGAGGACCAGGCCGUGUUCCUGGAGCAUAUCAGCCACCACCGACGAGGAGGGACGGAGGGCGGGAACGGCGGCCAGCAGUGUCUACAGUGUGGCGCCUGCUUCACAUCCAUUUCUGCCCUGUCACGCCAUCGCUUCAUCACCCACAAAGUGAGAGAUGCAUCCUCUGAUAACCAGCAAUCCAUCAGUAUGCAUCCGGCACCUUCCCCUGGUACCAACAGGAACCAUGAGGAUAAGAGUUCUCUGGACAGUUCUGCACCAGCAUCGCCCUCCUCUCAAUCCUCCUUAGCUCAGGGGAAGGAAGAGGAGGGCACACUGGCCUGUAGAGUGUGUGACAAACACUUUGAAAAGGCAACAGAUCUGACAACACACUUCAGAACUCACGGUAUGGCUUUUAUCAAUGCAAGGAACGCCGGAAAAACUCCCUAAAUACGCGGGUAAGAGCAUUGUCGGUUGAUGAUGACAGAAUAUUUGCAAGUGCCUUAUAUACUGUCGACUUGUGGCUUAACACACCUUUGCAAGAAUUUAACCAAAUAAAGGUGAUAUAACGGAGUUUCUAUUUGAAUAGAUUUUUAUAGGUGAGGAUAAGAUUAAUGUUUUACUUGACACUCUGGAUCUAAUGGUGCAUUUCUGUGGUCGGUAGUGAUGACAGAGUUUCUUCAGUGAACAAUUGGUCUGGCUCGUUGAUCGCUGUGACCUGUUCACAUAAUGUUCCCGGAGAGAAUUGUGGUCCUACGAUGGUUAUGAGGGCUGUUUCAUUGAAUGUUGAAAUGUGUCUGUUUUCAUUUUAAUACUUUCAUCCCACUGAGGAGACGUAUGAACGGUAAUGCAGGUAUUUGUUUUGUUUGUUUCCUACAUAUUCUUAAUAAAAUAAUUGCAGCAGUUUAGAUUAUUAUUACCGUGGUUACUAUUCAAUGUGAAUACUUUCUUAUUUACAUUUUCAGAAACAUACAAUAAUGUUUUAUAUUGAUUUACACUUCUAAAAGCAGCCGUCGUCUUCUAUACUUUGCUAAAAUAGGAAACAAUCAAAUUUCCUUUUUGUGUUUUCUUGCUGCCUGACUGCUGAAACUCAAUGUUGGAUCUAUUGUUGCACACAGAUUGCUGUAUUCUGUCCCACAUAGUUCAUCAUAUUGUGAAAGAAUGUCUCACUGUCAGUAUUACAGUGGCCAAUAACUUUCAAUGCAUAUGGUGGGAUGUUGGUAUUGUCUCUCGAGACAAAAUUGAGCCCAACCUUUAAAUGUUUACUGAUAUUGAUAUCAUGUCCCUGUAUAUUUAUAUUGUUCUCACAUUAAAAUUGACUAAUAGGUUAUACAAUUUAAAAAUGUUGCUUUGGGAAAUGGUCUGCAAUAAUCUGAAGUGUACACACUAUUUAGUUAAUGGAGUAAACCUGUUUGAAUGUUACUGUAUCAACAUUAAAUUAACUGAUUUAUUCCUUCUGUGAGCGAGAGAUGGAAGUAAAAUUUUAAUAUUUUGGCUUUUUCUAAAUCUUUUAUGAAAUUACUGUGAACAAAAGAUCAGUAUGUGUGUGAUGUCGCUUUCUUAUGCUUUUCAUGUAAGAUGUUGAACCCUAUAUUUAUCUUCAGUCUUUGCACUGCAAAAAAAGAAAUCAGAUGUUGCAUCAUCAGUGAGUGUCAGCAGGUUGUGUUCUUGUUUGGUAGGAGUCAGUUUUAGGAGGACAUGAAAUAUGUUUAAUUUCCGUACUGUUAAACUAAAUCGUUGCUUGAUCUGAGAGGAUAAACGAGUGUUAAAAGUGUACCCUGUCAUGGGUGCUUGGAAGAUAUAGAGGGAUGUGUUUUGAUUUAGUUGCACUUUUUUUUAAUUGUUCGUGGCUGAAAUAUCUCCGGCCACAGGAUCGAUACUGAUGACUGCGUCCGCAUCUGAGUUUUAGUUUUUAAGAUCUGUUGUCAUCAGUGACCUGUUUGUGCUUACUUUCUCAGGAGAUUAUCCAAUGUUUGAACACUCAUUGUUCUAUUUAACUUUUCUGUUCCUGCAUUGAAAAAUACUUUCUAUCUAAAAGUCAAAAAAACUCUAAUAAAAAACUGGCACAUUG
Cyclopterus lumpus (lumpfish) is the source of this 5886-nucleotide messenger RNA. It is a transcript of the gene znf687a, whose product is annotated as zinc finger protein 687a. NCBI's taxonomy places the organism in Eukaryota, Metazoa, Chordata, Actinopteri, Perciformes, Cyclopteridae. Bases 336 to 4265 code for a protein of 1309 amino acids. The record is from RefSeq and is a predicted model, not a curated record. The transcript has 11 exons.